Molecule: messenger RNA, 2856 nt
Organism: Xiphophorus maculatus (southern platyfish)
Lineage: Eukaryota; Metazoa; Chordata; Actinopteri; Cyprinodontiformes; Poeciliidae
Product: guanine nucleotide-binding protein subunit alpha-11-like
Exons: 7
Coding region: 18-1076 (352 amino acids)
Biological process (GO): adenylate cyclase-modulating G protein-coupled receptor signaling pathway; phospholipase C-activating dopamine receptor signaling pathway; action potential
Cellular component (GO): heterotrimeric G-protein complex
Molecular function (GO): GTPase activator activity; G protein-coupled receptor binding; guanyl nucleotide binding
Source: RefSeq, a predicted model, not a curated record
GCUAAACUUGGAGAACAAUGGACGAGUGCUGCUUGUCUCCCGAAGAAGAAGAGGGCCGGAGGAUAUCCAGAGAAAUAGAGAAACAACUUAAACGGGAUAAACUAAACCUUAAACGGGAACUGAAGUUGCUGCUUUUAGGAACUGGUGAAAGUGGGAAGAGCACCUUUAUCAAACAAAUGAGGAUCAUUCAUGGCAAUGGGUACAGUGAAAAUGACAGAAAACAAUUCACUCGCCUUAUCUUCCAGAAUAUCUUCAUAGCCAUCCAGACGCUGAUUGAUGCCAUGAAGACUCUAAAGAUUGGCUAUGCUGAUUCCAAAAAUAAUGGGGAUGCGGAGAGACUGAGCCAAGUGGAGGAUAUGGACGUUUUCACAGGCUGGCAGGUGGACGCCGUUAAGCGAGUGUGGAAUGACCGUGGCGUACAAGAGUGCUAUGACCGUAGGAGGGAGUACCAGCUAUCAGACUCUGCCAAAUACUAUCUGAGUGACUUGGACAGAAUUUCAGCCCCAGGAUAUAUCCCCACUGUACAGGACAUUUUGAGGGUCCGCGUAGCAACGACAGGCAUUAUAGAGUACAUGUUUGAUAUGUCAAAGGUCAUCUUCAGGAUGGUGGAUGUAGGGGGCCAGCGUUCAGAGAGGAAGAAAUGGAUCCAUAGUUUUGAAGACGUCACUUCUGUCAUAUUCCUGGCGGCUCUGAGUGAAUACGAUCAAGUCCUUUAUGAAAACCAGAACGAGAAUCGACUACGUGAGAGCCUCGCCCUGUUUCAGACAAUCUGCAGGUCUGAUUGGUUUCAUAACUCUUCCACCAUCCUUUUCCUGAACAAAAAAGAUCUUCUGGAAGAGAAAAUCACCAAGUCAGAUUUGGCAACCUACUUUCCAGAAUAUACAGGACCGAAGGGCGAUGCCAAUUCAGCACAAAGGUUUAUCGAGAAGCUGUACGUCCAAUUCCACGGCAAGGAUUCCAAACCCCUCUAUACACACUUUACCUGCGCCACAGACACGGAGAAUAUUCGGGUUGUCUUCAAAGCUGUCAAAGACACACUCUUUCAAGAUAACCUUGAAAAAUUUGGCAUUGUAUGAGAGAAAACCAAGUGAUGACUUUUAUUUUCUGUAGCCCAAAAGAACAAUUACAAAUACAUGUUGCAAUGUUUCAAUAUUAGAAUACUGCCAGUCUCAGGUUUUUUAACCAUAAAGAAAUGAGUAUCAAAGGUGAAGGUGUUUUUUUUCUAUGUAUUGAAUAACAUAAUUUUAUUAAAAUACCAAUGUGUCAAAGUAGUAAAUUAUGAAACAAUUCCAUGAAAGUUAUACAGUGAUAAUUAGAAAUAUUUAACCUUGUCACCUCAAUACAUUAUCCUAAUGUGGUUAAAAGAUUAUCACCAUAAAUAGCACCAAAAAAAAUUGACUAAGCAAUCAAAAAUACUUACUGAUAAUACCUCAGAAGAUGACUGAAGUUCAAUUGAAAAGUUUAACAUUCAUGUUUCCAUCCACCUGCCAUGCAAAUUUUGAGCAAAAUUUUAAAAUGUUGCAAAAAAGAAAGUGCAAAUUUGGCGAGUUUCCACUUAUUGGUUUGAAGUGAAUCAACUAGGCCACCUAAAGCUUAUUUUCGUCAGAUGUUGACGCUACGCAAAGUUGUAAAAGAAUAAAAAACUUGAUUUGGAGUUUUACUCCAAGUCAAGUUUUUUUUAGUGAUUCAACUAGAUGGCCUAGUUGAUUCACUUCAAACCAAUAAGUGGAAACUCACCAAAUUUGCACAGUUAUUUUGCACUGUAAAGUUCAAUAAACAUCCAAGCUGAAUUUUGUCAACAGAAGUAAUGUCAUUGCUCUUAAUGUGGCCUGGUAUUUUCUGGAAUCUAAGACAUAAAAAGUUAACAAACAGAAAAAAAAGAGCCCCACAUCAACAACAACCCACCUCCAUGCUUGACACGGUUAUUAUUCUUCUAGUCUUAAUCCUGGCCUUUCUCAAACCACGGAUCCAAAUGUCCAAACGUUUGCAAUGUGACAAAUUCCAGUUUGGUUUUUAUCCAUUUACAAAACUUUUGUCUCAUCCAAAUUCCUCUGACAUGUUCUGGGUGACCUUUGAUGAGUGGAGUGUCUGUUGGAGUCGGGCCACGACAUCCUCUUGUAUUCUUUGUAUGACUUGCAGUUGCCACAGUCGCAUUUAUGCCAAACCUUAUCAUAAGAUUAGUAUGCUUAUUGAGGUCUCUUAUUUUGGAAUGACCGAGUAAAUUUAUGUUAGUGUAUUGGAUAAGACAUUACAGAAAAUAAUCCAUGAAAAAUACAUUAAAAUAGAUUACUUUGGCAAAAGGGUACAUUUGGUAUAAUGUUUUUCUUCCUAAGAGAUUAUAAAACUUAUUUGUUUUGCAGAACUGAACACAACACAUUUGGGCAUAUUAGGUCACCUAUGUUUACAAAAUGCAAAUCAAUAAGAACUGGUCAUUCUUCUCAGACGUUUUAUGCAACUUCUUCAACAACAAUGUUAUCAGACAAGUUUGACUAAGUUCAACUUAGUAUGAUACAACACUUCCUGCUUAACAGCUUUAAAAGGAGAAAGUAAAAGUAUCCCCAGCAGACAGCUAAAGCACAUAGUCUUUUUUCUCUCUCCUUUAAUCAACGGUGAUGACGGGAGUUUUAUUUUAAAAAUCCUUUUAUAUGUGUUAGUCACCACUAUCUUUUGAAAAUACAAAUAAUAAAGCUUCAUGUUGUGUAUGCGUGUGUUGUAAGACCUGAAUUAAAGUGCGUCUGUGUCUGGUUGUUUUCCAUUGUAUGUAUAUAAAAAUACAAUUUAUUUUAAUUUACAUUUUUUAAAGGAUAUGUGAAGGAUUUGUGAUGUUUGGAUUUUUAAAGCAUGUGUAACACAGAA